GAUUAAAUUUCGAAUAAUAAAGAUGGAGUCUUGGAGGAUUAGUCUAGUGGUUGCAGCAACAGCCUUAAUAAUGGCGACGAUGGUGGCUGCUGCGGAUGAUAAGGCGAAAGACAAGGCAGAGUGUACGGAACAGCUGGUUGGUAUGGCGACGUGUCUUCCUUACGUGCAAGGACAGGCAAAGUCUCCGACGCCGGACUGUUGCUCCGGCCUCAAACAAGUUAUCAAUUCCGACAAGAAAUGUCUUUGUGUGAUCAUCCAAGACAGGAAUGAUCCUGAUUUGGGUCUUCAGAUCAAUGUCUCCCUCGCUCUCGCUCUUCCUUCCGUUUGUCACGUCACUGCAGACGUCACCAAGUGCCCUGCUUUGCUUCAUUUGGAUCCAAAUUCUCCGGACGCCCAAGUUUUCUAUCAGCUAGCAAACGGUUUGAACAAAACCGGUCUAGCCUCUGCUCCCACUGGCUCGGCUCCUGAACCCACCAGCAUGUCUCCAACUGCAGGAUCUGAUGAUGGUAAAGGUCGCACUACUUCUUUGCCAGGCUCGAACCACGCUCAAAGCUUCAUUAAAAGGUGGCUAGGCCUCGAAGUUGUUGCCCAUUUCUUCGUAAUUUUGAUUAUUAUUAUUCUGUGAGAACUCUUCUCAAUUUUUGUCUGUUUUUUAUUUUCUGUUUACUUUUCUGCAAAGAUAAUAAUUAAGAGGGACCGAAUUAGCAAUAUUUCAAUAUAAGUAGGUGAAGAUGAGAAUCUUUAAUCGUAGUGGGCCCGUAUAAAAACAUUUUUACUC
Eutrema salsugineum is the source of this 778-nucleotide messenger RNA. RefSeq names its product protein YLS3. The transcript has 2 exons. Lineage: Eukaryota; Viridiplantae; Streptophyta; Magnoliopsida; Brassicales; Brassicaceae. The coding region runs from base 23 to 625 and encodes 200 amino acids. Gene Ontology annotation, biological process: lipid transport. The record is from RefSeq and is a predicted model, not a curated record. Gene Ontology annotation, molecular function: lipid binding.